AUGAAGGCUGCCCUUCGCGCACCGCUGCGGGCUUGUGCCAGUCCCGCGACGGUUAUAGGGCAAUCAUGCAAAGCCUCGGUUGCCGCCUCCGCUAGUUCGUCGUACUCUACGCACUCGAUCUUGCCUGCACAUGUUUCGCGAACAUGGUUGAGUCCUGGAAUAUUGCGUCGAGCCACAUGGUCUUCUCGCCCAGCUUUGAACCAAUCUAGUGCACGAUCGCUCUCAACGAGCGCCCCGUUCCUUUCCGUCGCGGAGUCUAGAUCACCACAGACGAUACCUCGCACAAGCCAGACUCCGGCACAACGAAAGUACUUGAAGUACCUGGUUGUUCUGGGCUUACUUGGUACAGGUGGACUUUUGUACUCGGACGAUGUGAAACAUGUAUACAACGCCACGAGGAGAAGUGGCCGUGUGCUUGGUACCCUUGCCGUUUGCAUCAAUGAUUACCGUGUCACGUUGAAGCAAGCCGAUCUCGCCUCGCCCGAGGAUUAUGACGCGCUCAUUCGCGCAUGCCAUCAGCGCUGUGCGAAUCGAACACUUCGUGUAUUGGAACAAAAUGGCUCGAUCUUCAUCAAACUGGGACAACAUCUGAGUAGCAUGGGCUACUUGCUGCCUAUCGAGUGGACAUCGACGUUUAUACCCCUGCAAGACAAAUGUCCCGUCUCGUCUAUCGAAUCAGUCGAAGAAAUGUUCGUCAAAGACACUGGCCAGCGCAUUGACGAGCUGUUCAGCUCGUUCGAUCCCGUACCCAUCGGAGCAGCAUCGCUUGCGCAGGUCCACCUCGCUACCUUGAAGGAAACCGGCCAGAAGGUUGCCGUCAAGGUGCAACACCCUGCCUUGGCUGAGUGGGUGCCGCUCGAUCUUUCUUUGACCCGAUUUACAUUUUCGACACUGAAGCGCUUUUUCCCGGAGUAUGAUCUUGAGUGGUUAUCGCGAGAGAUGGACCAAUCUUUGCCUGUGGAGUUGGACUUUCGAAUGGAGGCUCAAAAUGCCAUGACUACCAGCGAAUACUUCAAGAAACACUCUGAUGCGCCCUUAGUCAUUCCUAAUGUGAUGUGGUCGCAAAAGCGUAUCCUUGUCAUGGAAUGUAUUUCCGGAGGCCGACCCGAUGAUCUCGACUUCCUCGCCGCCAACAACAUUGAUCGGGACGAAGUGUCCGCUGCUUUUGCUCAUAUCUUCAACGAAAUGAUCUUCGGCGACGGUGCCCCGCUUCACUGUGACCCGCACGGCGGCAACAUCGCCAUUCGACCAAAUCCCAACCGCAGCCAUCCCAACUUCGAUAUCAUUUUAUACGAUCACGGUCUCUACCGAACGAUUGACAAGGAUCUCCGCCGAAACUACGCCAAACUGUGGCUCGCCGUUCUUGAUGCUGAUGUUCCGCGCAUGCGCGAGUUCGCCUACAAGGUCGCAGGGGUCACAGAUGAACACUUCCCUCUCUUCGCUAGUGCUAUUACGGGUCGGGAUUUUACUGUCCUGACGCAGAAGAACGUUGCGUCUGCCCGGACGGCCGAUGAAAAGAAGGAAAUUACUGGAGCUUUGGGCGAAGGCAUGUUGCAGCAGCUGGUAGUCCUACUGGGCCGAGUCCCGCGCAUUAUCCUCUUGAUUCUCAAGACCAACGACCUCACUCGAAGUCUUGACGAAAACCUUCACACCCGCCAAGGACCCAUGCGAGCAUUCCUGAUCCUUGCACGAUACGCCACCCGCACCGUAUUUGAGGAACAAAUGGAGCUGAUUCGCAACUCGGGCGGCAUCUUCCUCAACUUCUUCCAGUAUCUCGCCGCCUGGGCUGGUUAUCUUCGUGUUGAAACAAGGCUAUCCGUCUACGAGACCCUACUCUCCGUGAAGAGUCGGCUCGGAUUGCAGACUGCCUUGUAG
Molecule: messenger RNA, 1875 nt
Organism: Penicillium diatomitis
Lineage: Eukaryota; Fungi; Ascomycota; Eurotiomycetes; Eurotiales; Aspergillaceae
Product: ABC1 kinase family protein
Exons: 4
Coding region: 1-1875 (624 amino acids)
Biological process (GO): mitochondrion organization; lipid homeostasis
Cellular component (GO): mitochondrial inner membrane
Source: RefSeq, a predicted model, not a curated record